UCCGUCCACAUCCACUAUGGCGGACGCUGACAGCCUGAAAUCGCUGAGCGGUUUGCUGAACGGAAUCGCUCAAAAAGUUUAUUACGGCAACUCGGAGAUAACAGAGGAUCUCCUGAAGAACGAGAUUUAUCCCGAGAUGCCGCAGGAGGAGUUCCACGCGCUGCACGAAAAGAUGAGGGGCGUUUUAAAGUCCAUUGCUACAGCAGACAUGGAUCAGACGCAGCUGGAGGCCUUCCUGACAGCUCAGACGCGUAAACAGGGUGGUGGAGGUGUGAGCUCUGAGCAGGCGGCGGCUCUGGGGCGCUUCUGGAAGGCUCACCGAGCGCGGAUCAGAGAGAGCCUGCUGGCACAGAGCCGGUGGGAACCAGGUCUGCGUAGCGUGAACUGGAGGGUGGACCUGCAGACCGCAUCCACCAGGGGGAGCACAUCCAACACCCCCGUAGCCCUGGUGGAAUUGGAGCUGGGUAGAAACGGACAGGACUCUGAGUUUGUAUGUUUGGAGUUUGAUGAGCUGAAGGUAAAUCAGGUGCUAAAGAAGAUGGCAGAGAUUCAAGAGAGCAUCGACAGCAUUGUACACCAUAGCUAGAGUGUGUGUGUGUGUGUGUGUGUGUGUGAGAUCAAUAACAUAAUAAUCUUUGUAUUUUUUUGUGAAUGCUGUACUCGAUACUGUUUUGUCUUAAGUGUCAGUGAAUUUAGAUGCAUUUUUAAUCAUAUGCACCAUCAUGUAUCGCCAUAAUGUCCAAUUAAAUCUGGAUUUUUCUACCUA
This is a messenger RNA of Colossoma macropomum (tambaqui), 766 nucleotides long. RefSeq names its product copper metabolism (Murr1) domain containing 1 (gene commd1). Gene Ontology annotation, cellular component: endosome. Gene Ontology annotation, biological process: copper ion homeostasis; regulation of proteasomal ubiquitin-dependent protein catabolic process; negative regulation of sodium ion transmembrane transport. The transcript is spliced from 3 exons. The record is from RefSeq and is a predicted model, not a curated record. Lineage: Eukaryota; Metazoa; Chordata; Actinopteri; Characiformes; Serrasalmidae. The coding region runs from base 17 to 586 and encodes 189 amino acids.